GGCGAGAGGAGUGGAAGGGAGAGGAGGAGCGGAGAGCGAGUAGCCGAGGCCGAGGCGAAAGCAGGACACGCACGCUAACGUCGAGUCCGAAUACGGAGCACAGAGAUAAAGCUUUAGCGUUAUCCCCGACACCGUCGUCGGCAGCGCCAUAGACGCCCACGAGAGCGCAGCGCAGCAUUCUGAAGUGCGACGACGGACGGACGCAAGCUCGCAGACGAGGGCAGUGAGGACUCGAUUCGGGCAUUGGUGCUCUAAGGCGCUCUUGAAAUUGGGUUGUCGGACGCGCGGAGGAGCUCGAGGAGUUGAAUAGGAGGGCCGUCGAGAUGGCGCUGGCGCUAGGUAGUCCAGCGGUGACAGGAUUGGAUGCUGGAGCGCAGGGAUUCGGGAGGAAGCAGGGAUUUAGAAGUGGUUUUGUUGCCGGAGAGGGUAGUCGCUUAGGGUUCAUUGGAGCUUCGGUUUGUGGAGAGAAGCGGGUCGCCGCUGUGGCGGGGUCCUCUGGACGGAGUACUAAUGGCGUGCAGAAAGCGCUUGGUGUGCGAGCAUCUCUCGACCGGAUCCCAAAGCAGUUUCGGGAGCAGAAUUUGAAGGAAGGAGUUAUGGAAAACUUUAAGAAUUUUCCGACCAAUCUUUACGGGCUGAAUCCAACUCAGAUGGAUAUGUUCAUGACCGAAGAUAGUCCCAUGAAGAGACAGUCUGAAAAAGUUACUGAGGAGACUAUUGCAUCUGCUAGACAUUACAAAGAAGGCACCGGCAUGUGGAAUAUCUCUGACUUGGAUAACGCACCAUCUCGAUUGAGCAUGAGCGUCAGCAUGUACCGUGGUGGUGGUGGGGGUGGUUUCGGAAGGCCUAAAACUGCUCCACCAGAUCUUCCCUCGCUUUUGUUAGACUCCCGAAUCUGCUAUUUGGGAAUGCCGAUUGUACCUGCCGUUACUGAACUCAUAGUAGCUGAGUUAUUGUGGUUGGACUACGACAAUCCUCAAAAGCCUAUCUAUUUCUACAUUAAUUCAUCAGGCACACAGAACGAGAAGCGUGAGAGUAUUGGUUUCGAAACCGAAGCUUAUUGUAUUGCCGAUACAAUUGCGUAUGUAAAAUCUAAGGUGUACACCGUCAACUGUGGACAAGCUUUUGGACAAGCAGCAAUGUUGUUGUCUAUUGGUGAGAAGGGGUAUCGUGCCGUUCAGCCUAACUCUGUUACCAAGUUGUACUCACCGAAGGUGAACCAAUCUCAAGGUCCAGCUAUCGACAUGUGGAUUAAGGCAAAGGAGCUUGAUGCCAAUACAGAUUACUACGUAGACCUAUUGGCACAGGGAACCGGUAAGAGUCGUGAGGAAAUUGCGAACGACAUCAAGAGGCCCAAGUAUUUCAGGGCGCAGGAAGCCAUCGAAUAUGGUCUCGCAGAUAAGGUUAUUGAAAGCAGAGGAGUCGCGAUGGAGAGGAAGAACUACGAUGAGAUGCUCGCUCAGUCAAAGGCCAUGAGGGAGAAAUAUUCGAGGCCAGGAGCACAAUCCGCUCCCGCAGGCCCAAGAUAAAUAGGGAGUUGCCAGACAAUUGGUGAAAAUUGUAGAAUUAUUUUACAUAACUCUCUGAUUAUGUAGAACUUCAACUUGUACCAUUACAGAGGAAGCUCAUGAUAUGUGUAUAUCAAAGGUGUCAUGGUAUGAUUGUGGUGUACUAAGUAGUUAGUACGAUGUGGAGAACCAGUUUUCUCAUGUGUAUAAAAGCUAAGUUCAGCCAUGUUGGUCUUUG
Messenger RNA from Marchantia polymorpha subsp. ruderalis, 1746 nucleotides. NCBI's taxonomy places the organism in Eukaryota, Viridiplantae, Streptophyta, Marchantiopsida, Marchantiales, Marchantiaceae. The record is from the annotation of a GenBank genome assembly.